Phyllostomus hastatus (greater spear-nosed bat) is the source of this 4298-nucleotide messenger RNA. RefSeq names its product RUN and FYVE domain containing 3 (gene RUFY3). Bases 617 to 2083 code for a protein of 488 amino acids. The record is from RefSeq and is a predicted model, not a curated record. The transcript is spliced from 14 exons. Gene Ontology annotation, molecular function: metal ion binding. Gene Ontology annotation, cellular component: cytoplasm. Gene Ontology annotation, biological process: regulation of axonogenesis. Lineage: Eukaryota; Metazoa; Chordata; Mammalia; Chiroptera; Phyllostomidae.
GUUCAGUUCAUUAGUCAGCCAUUUUGGUCACCACCCUGCUUACUGCGCACAACCAAUCCUGUCAGAACUCAGCAUCCCCGCUCAUCUGAGCUGGUUCUGGAAGUGCUCUCUGCAGUUGAGGAUUUCUUUUUAAGCUAAAUUGAAAAUAUUGGGGGGUUUUUUGUUCAUUGUUUUUCUUUUGUAUUUUCUUUGCUGCACAAAGAAGGAUUUUUCACUUAUACAUGCAGAGGCCAGUUUUUUUGAAGCCAGCUAAGGCGGCUUCAGCUGUGCAGGAUUUGAAGCCUAUAGCUCAGCUGAAUGAGAAGGGGGUAGGGAAGGGGAGAUAAAAGGCGAGAAGCUGGGCGAAGACGAGCAUCAUUUUAUUUUGCUAUGUGGUAGGAACUGUCUAUGAGAAAAGAUAGUAGAGAAUUGUUUAUCUUGAAUAGUUGGUUCUUAAACCAUAAGAUAUUUUUCCUUGUGUGUGUGUGUUUUUGAACCUCCCAACUCCUUUUCUUAAGAGCUUUGUUCCAGAGCUUUGGAUUUGGGGGUUAUUGGUGAGGCGGUUUUAUUUAUUUUUGUUGGGUGUGUGUGUUUGUGUGUGUGUGUGUGUGUGUGUUGGGGUCCCAGCUGAGUCAUCAUGUCUGCUUUGACGCCUCCGACCGAUAUGCCAACCCCCACCACUGACAAGAUCACACAGGCUGCCAUGGAGACCAUCUACCUUUGCAAAUUCCGAGUGUCUAUGGAUGGAGAAUGGCUCUGCCUGCGAGAGCUGGAUGACAUCUCACUUACGCCUGACCCAGAGCCUACCCACGAAGACUCUUGGGAGGAUUUGACAGAUUUGGUGGAGCAAAUGCGCGAUGAUACAGAAGAUCCUAAUUAUCUCAUGGCUAACGAACGCAUGAACCUGAUGAACAUGGCAAAGCUGAGUAUCAAGGGUUUGAUCGAAUCAGCCCUGAACCUGGGGAGAACUCUGGACUCAGACUACGCCCCUCUGCAGCAGUUCUUCGUGGUGAUGGAGCACUGCCUGAAACAUGGCCUGAAAGCUAAGAAAACUUUCCUUGGACAAAAUAAAUCCUUCUGGGGGCCUCUAGAACUGGUAGAGAAACUUGUUCCAGAAGCUGCAGAGAUAACAGCAAGUGUUAAAGAUCUUCCAGGACUUAAGACACCAGUAGGCAGAGGAAGAGCUUGGCUUCGGUUGGCAUUAAUGCAAAAGAAACUUUCAGAAUAUAUGAAAGCAUUGAUUAAUAAAAAGGAACUUCUCAGUGAAUUCUAUGAACCAAAUGCCCUCAUGAUGGAAGAAGAAGGAGCCAUAAUUGCUGGUUUGUUGGUGGGACUGAAUGUCAUUGACGCUAAUUUCUGUAUGAAAGGAGAAGAUUUGGACUCUCAGGUUGGUGUUAUAGACUUUUCUAUGUAUCUCAAGGAUGGGAACAGCACUAAAGGUAGUGAAGGAGAUGGCCAGAUUACUGCAAUUCUGGACCAGAAGAACUAUGUAGAAGAACUCAACAGACAUCUGAAUGCUACUGUAAACAACCUUCAGGCAAAAGUGGAUGCACUAGAAAAAUCCAACACCAAACUGACAGAGGAACUUGCGGUUGCAAACAACAGGAUCAUUACCUUGCAAGAAGAAAUGGAACGAGUUAAGGAGGAAAGCUCCUACAUAUUGGAAUCCAAUCGAAAGGGUCCUAAGCAAGACAGAACUUCAGAAGGGCAAGCUCUAAGUGAAGCAAGAAAGCAUUUAAAGGAAGAAACACAAUUACGACUGGAUGUUGAAAAAGAACUGGAGGUCCAGAUCAGCAUGAGACAGGAGAUGGAAUUGGCUAUGAAGAUGCUGGAGAAGGAUGUCUGUGAGAAGCAGGAUGCCCUGGUGUGUCUGCGGCAGCAGCUAGACGAUCUCAGGGCUCUCAAGCACGAACUUGCCUUCAAGCUUCAGAGUUCAGACUUAGGGAUGAAGCAGAAAAGUGAACUAAACAGUCGCUUGGAAGAGAAGACCAAUCAGAUGGCUGCUACCAUUAAACAACUGGAACAAAGUGAAAAGGAUUUGGUGAAACAGGCAAAGACCUUAAAUAGUGCAGCAAAUAAAUUAAUCCCAAAACAACAUCAUUAGGCAUUUUGCAGUGGGUCACCUCGCAAGUCUGAUGUCACUUGAUUAUAAAAGGAAGAAAUCUGAAAUCUGUUAUAUUUAGGCUCUGAUUUAUAUAAAACAUCACCAAAAAUAUGACUUUGAAUUUGUUGGACUUAAAAAAAAAACAGCCUGAUAUAUAGGCUGUGUUUUUUCUUCUUUAUUUUCUCCUCAGAAUUAGAAAAUUUAGUAUAAGUUCUUAAUUAAAUGCCAAAUAAACUUUGAGAAAUUACUUCUGAGUUGACCAAUAAAUAACUAUUCCAUUUAAAAAAGAAGCCUAGGGAAUUGAAGCUUUGUAUAUAUGUUACUGAUGCCUUUACAACCCAGUCCCUGACUAUCAGAUUCCAGCUGCAUUUUCUGUGUCAGCGAGCCUGUCCUGCCCUUGCGAUGUAGUGAACUAGAGGUGACGACCAUAUGGACUUGGACUCUUCCAAAGUAGUUCUGUGUCUCUUAGGCCAUGACCUGACCCUUUUUCACUUUUGUUAUAUAGGUUUAAUUCCCAAACCAGAAUAAGUACUUAGUAUUUCACUACAGUCCUAUUCUCAGUAACCAAGAUUGCUUGUAACUUUUUUGCCUUAGUGACUUUGGGGGUGGGAAAACAGCAUCCUUACAUUUCUUUAAAGUACAUAGAAAUAAAGUUAGUGGUUAGGUAGCUUAUGGUAACAUAAUGACGUGGAAGCUUGGGAAAACCCUCCUAAUAUUUGUCACCUUCUACCUCUGCCAUUCUUCUGCAAUUCCACUUCCUAUUUAGGUAGUUCAGAGAGAACAGUUUUCAUAAAAAUACUUCUCUCCUAUUAAAAAAAAUACACUACACAUUUUUUAAAUCUAUCCCACUUUUCCUUUUGGAGUAAAGUAGAUGAGGUAUUGACAUGAGUGAUGGUUUCCUACCUGUCAUUCCGUGCUAUUAACCUUUUCUUAAGAGUUUCUGUUACUUUUUGUUUAAAUGGGGGUUUGCUAAAGUUUCUAGGAAACUAACAAUCUAAUUAUUAGGAAACUAUUCCAGAGUAGGAUAUAGAGAAAUGGUAAAUAUUCUUUAUUAUUAUUUAGUCUAAGAAUAAAGAUUCACAAUAGAUACCUGCAAACACUAAGUAACAGGGCCUCUCUCUCUUAAGUGACCACAGGUUUAACCCUUUCUAGACUUUACAUUGUAACUAAUCCUAUAAAUAACAUGAUUUUUUAAAAAUGACUUUUGAGUUGGGGGGACAGGCUUUACAUAAUAAGCCUUUAUUUCCUGAAAAAGUCAUGGCAGUUUCUUUUCCUCCUUUUUCAUUCUGGUAUUAUUUCCAGCAUUUCAGCUGCUUAGGUUGGGACAAAGGUAACCCCUUUGCUUCCUGCUCCUGAAAUUCUGUACCUUCUUAGAAAAAUCAGAAUUAAGAGAAUAAGAUAGAUUUCAUGUAUGCUUUGAUAGGUCCUUGCAGACUUGAACCAAAGUCAAGUCGAAGAGCAAGCACAUGACCAAUCUCAUGGAAGAUCUUCUGCUCUUCAACUUAUUUUAUUUAUACUUUUGCACCUAUUUUUAUCUUCAUCAAUGUGUUGUGGUGACUUGCCUUUUCUAUGAGCAUUUAGAAGGAAUGCUCAAACACACACACAAAAAAACAUUUUAAAGACUACACAUAGCAUGCUUCCAUAUUCUACUUUAUAGAGCCCUGGAUGUUUCACCUCUUAGCACAUGCUUCUUUAAAUAGGUGCAAAAUGAUAGGAAAUAAGGAAGAAAACGUUCGUCAGAGUCUCCCAGAGAUUAUGGUCAGGAACCUUACACAGACCUAUGCCGAAUUGUUUGUCCACUACUCACACACCACUGGGUAGGAAAAGAAAAUGAAAGAUAUGGCCAAACUCUAACGAAGGCUUCUGCUAAUAUAAUAACCCAAAGCCUGGGUAAGGAUUGAUGUAUAAUGUCCAGUGAUUUAAUACAAUUGGUGGUUUAGGGGAAGGACCAGAAAAAUAUUCUGAUUUCAUAUAUAUGAGAAGGUAGUUGCCCAUUUACAAGUUCCAGUUAUUUGUAUAAAACAGAAAUAUAAAGAACCAACUGGUUUUUCAAACCAAUUAGAAAAUAAAAACAACAAAAAAAGUGGAUUUGACUUUAAUUACUGUGUGCUUAAGGUUGGCUUUGGAUAUGGAUUUUCUAAAAAGUGAUGUUUUGUUGUUAAUCAUCUAAUGGCUGUAAACUGUAGUACUAGAAUAAAAAAAAAAUGGAAAAUCA